Eucalyptus grandis is the source of this 1940-nucleotide messenger RNA. RefSeq names its product O-acyltransferase WSD1-like. Gene Ontology annotation, molecular function: long-chain-alcohol O-fatty-acyltransferase activity; diacylglycerol O-acyltransferase activity. Lineage: Eukaryota; Viridiplantae; Streptophyta; Magnoliopsida; Myrtales; Myrtaceae. Gene Ontology annotation, biological process: triglyceride biosynthetic process. The record is from RefSeq and is a predicted model, not a curated record. The transcript has 6 exons. The coding region runs from base 291 to 1691 and encodes 466 amino acids. Gene Ontology annotation, cellular component: plasma membrane.
CCGCACGUGGAUAUCAUUUCCCCCCGUCUCUUCUUCCAGUUAAGUUCUCUCAACAGGUGCAGCCAACAUAUUCUCAAGCGAAUGCCAGAGAGCCUCGCGCAACCUCGCCUGAAAAUUCCAAAUCCAAUACUCUCGCACUCCUUCCCCCUUCCCUACCUCACGGACAAAAGUUUCGAUUUAUAGACUACACCUUUAGAUUCUGAUUCGUGUGCGAGCCGCCAGCACUGUUGUUAUUUUCUCGCCAUCCCAACCGUACUGAAGAUUCCCUCCUUUUCGAUCUUCACGCAGGCAUGGGGUCCCCGGAGAACGGCUCCGACGAGCCCCUGACACCAACAGGGCGCCUGUUCCUCCAGAAGGAGAUGAACCAGGUGAUCUACUGCGCCAUCGGCGUGAAGCAACCCCUCGACGUUGAGGCCCUCAAGUCGGCGAUCCAGAGGUCCCCCAUGUUUACGCACCCCAGGUUCUGCAGCCUCAUGGUGCGGGACUCCGCAGGCCGAGAGCAUUGGAGGAGGACCCAUGUGGACAUUGACCGCCAUGUCGUCCCAGUCCACGGCCCCAUCGCCGAAGGCCUCUCUGACGAGGUAGCUGUCAACGAGUACCUCGGCGACCUGUCCACUGACUCACCGGGGCUCCUAGGCGACGACAAGCCCCCGUGGGACGUCCACCUUCUGAUGGCCCACCGGUGCAUGGUGUUCCGGAUCCACCAUGCACUCGGCGAUGGGAUCUUGCUGAUGUCAAUGUUCCUGGCCUCGUGCCGGCAGGUGGACGACCCCGAGGCGCUGCCGACAAUCGGUCCUCCGUCAUCAGCUAAGAGGAGGACGGGUGGCAGCGGCGAGUGGUGGAAGGCAGUAGUGGGGGUGUUGGGGGUGAUGUGGUUCACAUUGGUCUUUGUGGUGGAGUUCGUGCUACAGAGCAUGUGGGUGAGUGAUCGGAGGACGCCGCUGAGCGGUGGCGCAGGGGUGGAACUCUGGCCGAGGAAGCUGGCCACGGCGAAGUUUUUGCUGGAGGACAUGAAAGUGGUCAAGUCGGCGGUCGCAAAUGCGACCAUUAACGAUGUUCUCUUCGGGAUCAUAUCGGCCGGCUUCUUCAAAUACUUGGACCACCGAUGUCCCAACGCUGUGCGCGAAGGGACUCGACUAACGGGAGUGGCAGCUGUUAACUUGCGAGAACAACAGGGAUUGCAGGAACUAACCAAUUUGAUGGAAGGCGACCCGGGACUGCGGUGGGGCAACAAGUUCGGGAUUCUCCUCCUCCCCGUUCGCUACCACAGAAGCUGCGGCGACCCUCUCGAACACGUGAGAAAAGCCAAGUCGAUGAUUGACCGGAAGAAGAAAUCCCUGGAGGCUCACUUCUCCUACAAAAUCGUGGAUAUGGCCACGACUUAUCUAGGAGCACGUGCUGCGACCCUGCUCAACUACAGGAUCUUCUGCAACACCACGUUCAGCGUCUCGAACGUGUUCGGCCCGCACGAGGAGAUCGCGUCCGUGGGCAACCCCAUCACGUACAUGAGGGUGAACACCUCUGGUUUUCCCCACGCACUCACGAUGCACAUGGUGAGCUAUGCGGGGAGGGCGGACAUGCAGAUUCUGGUGGCCAAGGACAUCAUCCCCGACCCUGAUUUCCUGGCCAAGUGCUUUGAGGAUGCUUUGCUCGAAAUGAAAGCCGCAGCUUCUACUGCCUUGAAGAUAUAAACAGUGAAACAUUCCUGCGAUGUUAGGAGGGAAAAUCGGUAUUGUACUCUUUAUGCAUGUGUGAAAAAUUGAUCCCACUUAUAUGAUGUUCUCUUGGGACAAAUAGAGCAUCUUAGGCCAUCGAUCAGAAUUUCGUCUUAUGUCUUACUUGAUCGAUGAAAUAAGUUAGGUAUUCCUCGAGUUCGGGAUCUACCCACUCGAUAUUGGGCUCCACACGAUUGAAUAAGGCAAUGAAGAGAACUGACUCGA